Messenger RNA from Lactuca sativa (garden lettuce), 1005 nucleotides. Lineage: Eukaryota; Viridiplantae; Streptophyta; Magnoliopsida; Asterales; Asteraceae. The record is from RefSeq and is a predicted model, not a curated record.
AUGGAUGUCAAGUCUGCUUUUCUCAAUGACAUAUUAGAAGAAACUUUGUACGUUGAACAACCACCAGGUUUUGUAAAUGAUAAAUUCCUUGAUCAUUGUUAUAUUCUCGAUAAAGCCGUUUAUGGAUUAAAACAAGCACCUCAUGCUUGGUAUGUAACUCUUACCAAUUUCUUAAAACUCUCUAAAUUUAAACAAGGAUCUGUUGAUCCCAAUCUAUUUCGAAAGAAAGUAGGGGAUCAUCUGAUGUUACUUCAAAUUUACGUAGAUGAUAUUAUUUUUGGCUCGAAUGACCCUUCAUUGUCUAGAGAAUUUGUGAAUAUGAUGAAAAGCCAAUUCGAGAUGAGUAUGAUGGGUAAGAUCAAUAAUUUUCUAGGACUGAAUAUUCGUCAAAGCAGGGAUGAAAUUUUUAUCAAUCAAGAGAAGUACUCUCGUAACCUGCUUGAGAAAUUUGGCAUGACGAAUAGUUCGAAAUUGAAAUUACCAAUGCCAGUCGGCACACACUUAGGACCUUUAUUGGAUAAACUUGUUGUCGAUCUCACGUUGUACAGAAGCAUGAUAGGUUCUUUACUAUACUUAACUGCUAGUAGACCUGAUAUUAUGUUCGUUGUUUACAACUGUGUCAGGUACCAAUCGAAUCCUAGAGAACCCCAUCUAACAGCUGUGAAGAAUAUCUUUUAUUAUCUUAAAGGAACUGUGUCGUUGGGAUUGUGGUACCCUUCGAAGAUUGGUUUCUUCAUUCAGGCGUUUUCUGAUGCAGAACUUGGUGGGUGUCAACUCGACAGAAAAAGCACUAGUUGUAGAUGUCAACUUUUGGAUAGGAAGCUUAUCAGCUGGCAAUCGAAAAAACAAACUUGUGUUUCGAUUUCCACAACAGAAACAAAAUAUGUUGCUGCUGCAGCUUGCACUUCUCAGGGUAUAUUUCAAUCAACAUAUCUUGGUGGACAUUACUUUGUGACAGAGGGACAGGUACAAUUUCAAAUCCUUGCACUAGUUAGGUGUCUCUAG